Vicugna pacos (alpaca) is the source of this 5985-nucleotide messenger RNA. The record is from RefSeq and is a predicted model, not a curated record. NCBI's taxonomy places the organism in Eukaryota, Metazoa, Chordata, Mammalia, Artiodactyla, Camelidae.
AGUCCAUUGAAGUAGAUUCUUUGCAGACUGGUGGAUGCUCUGAAAUGUUUACCUUUAUAGCAGUUUCAUGUGUAAAUAGAUUUAAUUAAAUACUCUUGAAAAGCAAGGUAAAUUUUUUCAUGAAUAAAUGAGAUCAUCUUGGAAAAAAAGUUUGACAUUGAAAAUGUUUCUUAGGUGCCCACUAUGCUCUUCUAUUUUUAUGCAUAAAUAAGGAUAAUACAGAGACCAUUUUUAUUGGCGUGUGGUCUUACAUUUUUCCUAUUGCUUAAUAUACUAUAAUUUUGACAUAUUAAGGUCGUAUAUGACAAUUUACAGAAUUUUGUUCAGUUAUUUGUAAACUAGUAAGUACUUAAAAUAUACUUUCCUGAUUGUUUGGUCAUAUAUCUAGAUCAAGAGAUAACCAUUCUUCAGUGUUGGAUACUUCUUUUUAAUAUGUCAACUUUUUUCUCCCCUCAACUUGGAAAGGUUAUUGAAAUAUACUUUAUUUAAAACCAGGCUGCAAUAGACAAAAGAAAGUGUCUGUUGUUAGGCUCAGCAAAGUAUUAGCAAAGAUAACUGUGUGAAUAAGACUCAUUUUUGUUUAUAUACUUUAUUUCUGGCCAUGUACUUUAAAAAUGAAUCAUUACAUCUCUAAGUUGAAUAGUUCUGGUUUUAGAAGCCUUUUCUCCAGAAACAGAAGAUCUGCAUUCUGUAAUGAGUAGAAAUUAUAAAGAGGACUUCAUUCUUUUUUCAAUAGAAUAGUUAGAUAGUCAGAAGAGAAAUUAGAAGCCUUAGGUAGCAAACUCUUUGUUCUUUGACCCAAAUUUUAUAUGCUAAAAUUAAAGUAAGCCUUCAGGAUAAGUUAAAGUAGAAAAAAUGGGUCAUAAUGACAGUUAUCUGAACCCCUAGUAGAACAUUUCUAGGAGAGGUUUUUUGGUUUUUUGUUUUGUUUUGUUUUGUUUUGUUUUACAUCUAAGAUGACAUUGUAGAUUUUAUUACCUUUUCUCUAAACACAUUUUAAAACAUGCAUUCUUAGAUUCACAGGUAAGUUAGUCUUCCAUAAAACUACCUUCUUGCCAUCACCUUUGUCAUUCUGUUUUCUCCCUUCCUCUCCCCCUGCUCAAUUGUAUAUACAUCAUUUACUUCCCUUAACUCAUGGUUGGAAGUAGGAGCAUUGGGGAAUAGGCAGUUUAUUGCACAGAUACUAAGACCUCCUGGGCUGACUUUAAUGUUAUGAAAGCCAGGGUCCUCUGCCAUUUUCCUCCAGCUCGCAGUCCUCCUUCACAAGUCUUGCUUGCUGCUAGGUAGAGAGUCUGCAGAGACAUAUUUGGUUAAGAGCCACACAUAUGUGCAGCAUUUGUCCCACGCAGGAAUCGAUUCUUACAUGCUGAUGUGCCAGAAGGGAGUCAGAGCCCCAGGCCAUCCUUUUGCAAAGAAAAAAGCUGUAACUGUAAAUCAAACCAUUCCCUGCCAGAGCUGCUCUCCAGAGACAAAGUACUGCAGGUUCUAAACCAAGUGCUCUGCAGGUCCUCUGUAGCGCCUGCAAUGCUUAUUUUUCCAAAUCAAUCAAAACAAGACUUUUUUUAAUCUGAUGAUAGUGUAAUUCAUUGACAUUAAAACAAAUGUGUAAAAUACAGAGAAGCAUAUCGGCAAAAAAAAAAAUUCACCUGUAAUUCUACCACUGUUAUUAUCAUCCCACUGUUAUCAUAAUACUGUAUAAUAUAAUCCCACUAUUACAGUUACUAUGUUAAUGUGGUGCGUCUGUUUCCAGUGUGUGUUUCUCAUACAUAAGCUUGUGUUUUCAUACUCACUUUCACACACACUUCCAUUUUAAAAGAAAACUAGGAUCGUUCUUUGCCUUCUGGUUGGUAACCUGUUUCUACUGUGUCUUGCACUUGAAUGUCUUUAAUACUGGACUGCUUUCCUAUACCUGAGUUCCACCAUCAUUGGUAUCUCCUUUUAAAAGCCCUAAUACUGUUUACUUCUUCACAGGGGCCUCUGUGUGUUUCUGAUAGCCCCAUUUUACAAAUUGAAGCACAGGAAGUUCAAGUAAUUUUAGUUCAGUGCCACAUAACUAGUGAGAGAGCUGGGAAUUAAGCCCAGGAAGCUUAAUUCCAGAACCCAUUCUUUUUAACCACACUACUAUUUUGCAACAACAAUAACAGAGGUAUUCUCAGGCAAACAAAUAGAAUGAAGGUAAUACAAAUACAUAGAAUAAACACAUACCUAUCAUUCAGAAAUACAACUUAGAUAAAACAUUGCAAUAGCAAGUAGUGUGUUCAAGAAGAAAACACAUUCCAGACCAAACUGCACUGGAGGGAUGAAUUUGCUAUUUUAAGCAGAAACUGGGUCUGGCAGUAACAAAUGUCACAGGCUACUCAGUGUAGAAGUAUCUAUUGGCUACUUAAUUCUGAUCCUUUCUGGAGGUUCCUGGUUAUCUUCCUGUCUUGAAUUCAGGAACUCAAAUAUAAGUAGGCAUCCUUGAUGAUUUUUAAGAAAUCUUGAGAGUCACUGUAGGUUCUCUUUUAUAUUCUUUUUAGUUGACAACAAUUUUUGAAAUACAAACUCUUGGUUUAGUUUCAAAAUUAUGAUAAACUUCUUUCCCAAGUAAUACAGUACAAAUACAAAUAUUUAAAAACACCUGCCCAAGAUUAAGUUAGUAAAACGACAGUUGGUCUCUAGUGGCAUUUUUCAUUAUAUAUAUUUUUGAUAGUCUUGAAUUAGUGGUCUAGUUCUGCCUGCAUGUUUGUGUUUGCCUUUAUAAAUACAUAUAUAUACAUAUCACAGUGAACUUUGGAUUUAUUUCUGUUGAAAAGUUAAAUAUGAAAAAAAAUGAUGCAUUUUUCUGCAUAGGAUGAAACGAGGAAUAGGAAGAGAUAGUGACCAUAAUUCAUCAGGAGAAGAUACUGCAGAGAAAUCCAAGAAACUGAGGACUGCAAGUGAGCAUUCACAGACUUGUGACUGGGGUAAUCUCCUUCAGGACAUUGUUCUCCAAGUAUUUAAGUAUUUGCCUCUUCUUGACCGGGCUCAUGCUUCCCAAGUUUGCCGCAACUGGAACCAGGUAUUUCACAUGCCUGACUUGUGGAGAUGUUUUGAAUUUGAACUGAAUCAGCCAGCUACAUCUUAUUUGAAAGCUACACAUCCAGAGCUGAUCAAACAGAUUAUUAAAAGACAUUCAAACCAUCUACAGUAUGUCAGCUUCAAGGUGGACAGCAGCAAAGAGUCAGCUGAAGCAGCUUGUGAUAUAUUAUCACAGCUUGUGAAUUGCUCUUUAAAAACACUUGGACUUAUUUCAACUGCUCGGCCAAGCUUUAUGGAUUUACCAAAGUCUCACUUUAUCUCUGCACUGACAGUUGUGUUUGUAAACUCCAAAUCCUUGUCCUCACUUAAGAUAGAUGACACCCCAGUCGAUGAUCCAUCCCUCAAAGUAUUAGUGGCCAACAACAGUGAUACACUCAAGCUGCUGAAGAUGAGCAGCUGUCCUCAUGUCUCUCCAGCAGGUAUCCUUUGUGUAGCUGAUCAGUGUCACGGCUUACGUGAACUGGCCCUGAAUUACCACUUGUUAAGUGAUGAACUGCUGCUUGCUUUAUCUUCUGAAAAACACGUUCGCUUAGAACAUUUGCGCAUAGAUGUGGUCAGUGAGAAUCCUGGACAGACUCACUUCCAUACUAUUCAGAAGAGCAGCUGGGAUGCUUUCAUCAGACAUUCACCCAAAGUGAACCUAGUGAUGUAUUUUUUUUUAUAUGAAGAGGAAUUUGAUCCAUUCUUUCGGUAUGAAAUACCUGCCACCCAUCUUUACUUUGGGAGAUCAGUAAGCAAAGAUGUGCUUGGCCGUGUGGGAAUGACCUGCCCUAGGCUAGUGGAACUCGUUGUAUGUGCUAACGGAUUACGGCCGCUUGAUGAAGAAUUAAUUCGCAUUGCAGAACGUUGCAAAAAUUUGUCAGCUAUUGGACUAGGGGAAUGCGAGGUCUCCUGUAGUGCCUUUGUUGAGUUUGUGAAGAUGUGCGGUGGCCGCCUGUCUCAGUUAUCCAUUAUGGAAGAGGUACUAGUUCCUGACCAAAAGUAUAGUCUGGAGCAGAUUCAUUGGGAAGUGUCUAAGCACCUCGGCAGAGUGUGGUUUCCAGACAUGAUGCCCACUUGGUAAAGACCAAAUGACAUAGGACAUAAUGAAUACAGCACCGUAACUUUUAGCAUAUUAUAUUAUGGUAAGUUUAUUUCUUGUAGGUCUGAUGUAAUUCUACUAUUUUGUGGCACAGAAAUUUGAUACCUUUAUUGAGUAUGUAAGGAUUGUUUUUUGGAAGACCCAUGGACCAGUUUUGGUCAGAAAACUGUUUCUUCAGCCUAAUAGCAGUCAAAUCUCAGAAAAUUUAAAAAAGUGAUUCAGAUCUGAAAGUAAUAACUAGUAAUAAAGAUUAAACAUUUUACAGUCUGAAGGAAGCAAAAUAUAUAGUGAGUACUAAUAGGUUUUCUAAACUGUUAUGUUCUCUAUGCAGUUUUCAAAAAUGUAAACUUCACAUUUUACGGUCUUCAGUUAUACAUACACCUGUUAUAAGGUGUUUAAUAUAGCUCAGGAAAGUGAGCAUUUUGUGGGAAAAAUGUAGGGUAUACCAUAUUUAAUGAAAAAGAUUGAUUGUUCUAAAAUGUUACAAAGCUGUUUAAAGAGGUAUAUAUAAUUAAUUGGAACACUUAAAGAAAGCUGAUAAAUGUCACAUGGUGGUUAUUAUAGGAGGAUACUGAACAGAGCCAAGAUCAAAUUAAAAGAAAAUACAUGGAAGGGAGGCAGUGUUUAGCUUUGUAUAAACUUUUAGAUUGCUCUAUAAUCUGCUAAACUAUAUCAGUUCUUUUCUGUGACAUAUUACUAUGUAUGUGGCACUUUGGGCAUCAUAUGUAAAGUAAGGAAUGCUUUACCAAUUCUCCUUGGGUUCAUCUUUGUUUAAACUAGUUUUGAAGUAUUGUACAAUAAUUGAAAUGAGAAGUUUACCUAUUUUAAAAAGCCAAAUUGAAAUAAAGGUAGAACUUUAAACUGUUCAUAAAUUGUUUUCAUGAAAGAAUAUUAGUCUCCAGUGAAUUUUAGUGAUGGCUCAUUUUUACAUUUUGGAAUUACAUAGUUAUAUAAGUAGAAUUUUUAAAAAUCAUAAAAGGAGCACCAGUGUACAGUUCAGCAUAAAUAGUAAUUUUAAGAGUAUAUAUUUAAGUUCAUAAUCAUAUUUUUGAGUAAAUAUUGCUCAGUGGACUGGAAAACUUUAAUAGAAAAAUGUCUGCAGUUUUAUGAUAAUUUGGUUAAACUGAUAUUUUAUAUUAUUUAAGUUAGGUAGUAUUUUUAUUACUUUCAUAUGAAUAAAGGUAAUCCAUACAUUGUAGAAUCUGUAAAAAAAAAACAUUAAGUUUUGGGCCAUAUUUAGUUUUUAGAUAUUAUAUAAACUUUGAUUCUUAGCACUAGUGCUGGCAGAUAUUAGCCUCCUAAGGGAGAUAAGAAAUAACGUACCCCCAGUGGAAUAUAUUAACGCUGGAAACUUGGAAAGCAGUUUGGUAGAUACAGAAGCUAAGAGUCUCAUGGGUCUAAUCUGUUUUUAAAAAUAGAUUACCUUCCUAAGAAUAAAGUAAAAUGUGAUUUUCUACAUAAUUUAUGUUUUCCAAAGUGAUGGUAUUCUGGCCACAAAUAUAUAGAAAAAAGGCUGAUCCAGAUGUGGAAAUCAAAAGCAAUUAUUGUAAUAUUCCUCCCUCUUACUGAAUAGUAAAAUGUUCUGCUUGUACAAGAAAUACCUGUUUGUGGAUGAAGCUUUUUUUUCCUGGAACAACUUUGGAAAAUGGGUUGACAGUACAUAAUCAGUUCUACUAACCAAAGCUUUAUUUGGAAAUUUACUUUUUUGUACAAAUUGAAUUAUAUAAUGCUUGAAAUACUUUUAGUCACUUUAUAAGCAAAAUGCGUAGCUCUUAAUAUGUUUAUACUGUAAAGUAUAUGUUAAAUGCUUUUAUCAAUCUGAGAAUAAAGAUGCCUACUACUGC